Molecule: messenger RNA, 2914 nt
Organism: Carlito syrichta (Philippine tarsier)
Lineage: Eukaryota; Metazoa; Chordata; Mammalia; Primates; Tarsiidae
Gene: ZC3HAV1
Product: zinc finger CCCH-type containing, antiviral 1
Exons: 11
Coding region: 1-2865 (954 amino acids)
Molecular function (GO): metal ion binding
Source: RefSeq, a predicted model, not a curated record
AUGGGUUCCCACGGGGGAAAAGUUCUUGUCCAAAAACCUACAGAGAGGAACCGAUCUCAAAUCUUGGGCCACGUCUCGCGAGAAGGAAAAAAAAAAACUGGGCGAGUUAACAAGGGUCGUUCUUUAAAACGGCGCGGUGGGGUAAGAGAGCUGCACUCCGGUCCCGGACCCGGCGGACCGCGGGGCUGGGGCCUGGGGACCCGACGUGGGGAAGCUCGGCGGCCUCGGGCUGCACUUGAUGGCCGUGCGUGUUUAAGCUACUUCCUCAUGCGCAGACUGAGGAUGGGCAUGUCUAACCCGAGGAGGGUGGCGAAGAUCCACCAAUGCGGAGGCAGCGCGCCCCGCUCGGAGGAAGCGCUCCGCGGGGUCUGCUCUUUCCGGGAACGGGUGGGGUGGGAGCGAGAGGGCUCCGAACACGCGUCAUUCGCCCCUGCCGGCUCGCUUAUAAAAACCCCGCCGGAGCCCCAAGAGCAUUUGGCUCCCCUUCUUUCCGAAGAAGCCCGGCUGAGAGCCUCGCCCGCGCCCCUCCCGGCACCGAGGGGCCCCCCGGCGGCCGCCGGCGGACCUGCCAGCGCCGGGGUCACCCGCUCGGUGGUGGCCACCACUCGGGCCCGGGUGUGCCGUCGCAAGUACUGCCAGCGACCCUGCGACAACCUGCAUCUCUGCAAGCUCAACCUGCUGGGUCGGUGCAACUACUCGCAGUCGGAGCGGAACUUAUGCAAAUAUUCUCAUGAAGUUCUCUCAGAAGAGAACUACAGAGUCCUGAAAAUUCACGAGCUCUCUGGACUUAACCAAGAGGAACUGGCAGUGCUCCUCCUCCAAAGUGACCCUUUUUUUAUGCCUGAGAUAUGCAAAAGUUACAAGGGAGAGGGUCGGAAACUGAUUUGCAGCCAGCAGCCACCAUGUGAAAGACUCCACAUCUGUGAACACUUCACCCGAGGGAACUGUAGUUACCCCAACUGCCUCCGGUCCCACAACCUGAUGGACAGGAAGGUGUUGGCCAUCAUGAGGGAACAUGGGCUGAAACCCAAUGUGGUCCAGAACAUCCAGGACAUCUGUAACAGCAAGCAUGCCCGAAGGAACCCCCCUGGGUCCAGAGCUCUGUCCUCACAUCGGAGAAACGUGGCAUAUAGAGCUAGAAGCAAAAGUAGAGAUCGAUACUUUCAGGGCAGCCAAGAAUUCCUUCUGUCUGCUUCAGCUUCUGCUCAGAGGUCCUGCACAUCCAGUCCAGACCUAAUUGACUGCAAGGUUUCCCUGGAGGAUGAGCCCAUAGAUGAUCUUGCACACAAAUUCACCUAUCUAGAGAGUCAGGAUCGUGCUCAGCCUUCCUCAGUCUCAUCCAAGGCUACCGAUUUUGGAGGAAUAGGCCAGGCAGGGGUGAGCCGGAGGUUUCCAGAGAAUGGCGGUCCAGAGAGCAUCUUUUUUGGGAAUCAAGGCGAUACUUACCUUGCUUCUGAUUCAACACCAGCCUCCAACUGGAAGAGCCCCACAUCCUGGACGAAUGACCAAGGCACCAGGAUGGAGAACGUGUUCUCCCCAGUGCUAACAUUGGCACACUCUCCUCCUCCUGCACAAAUACCUGAAGCCAUGACCACCAGAAGGAGCACUGAUGUGCUUUCAUCAGACCGCAGGAACAUCCAGGGCAAUAGUGGAAUUCAAGACCUCCAGCAUGGCUCUCUUUUUAAUAAUAAUGCUGAUGGCAUGGCCACAGAUUUCACUUCCCUAAGAUCUUUACGUUACAAAAGCACCACCAGUGCUCAGGGAGAAAUGUCUCUACCUAGGAAUCAGGACACUGGAGCUACUUCCAGAGAUUUCCAGACCACUGGCAGAGUUACUGGGGAUGAUGACCCAGGAGUGGCGCUUGUUAAUGGUAAAUACAGCGGGAAGAUAUUUUGGGCUAGUAAAUCUGUCCACAGUGCACCAAAAAGCUCCAGUCAAGUCAUAGAUAAAACUACUGAUGCAGAAAAAACUGGUGUCACUGGGGGAAAAGAUGUGUUCCAUUUGGGAAGCCAGAGUCUGAGAAGCCAGGUCCCAGCCAUACCCAGGGAAACUUCUGCUCCUACACAUGUCAUCACUCUGCCUCAGUUACCUUCUCCACUUUGUGCAAGCAACACAGUGGCAGCCUAUAGGGCUUGUGGGCAGAAUUCCACCCAAGACCCCGCAUCCCAUGCCAGUGAGUUCACAAGGAGGACCCCAGGCUCUCCUCAGCAUAAGUCACUGAAGAACAAAGGGGACCCGUAUUCCUUGUCUGGUGUUGUGAAUACCACAUCUACAGUAGAUGACCUUGGCUCAGAGGAAAUUUGUCUUGACCAUCUGGAUAAGCAUUGCCAAUUUAAUAGCAGUUGCAACAAAGUUCAUUUCCACCUGCCCUACCGAUGGCAGAUACUGCUUGUAAGGACCUGGAUGGACUGCCAGUCCAUGGAGAAGAUCGAGGAAGCCUAUUGUGACCCGCAAAUCAAUGUCUUUUCUGGAGGAAAUCAUACAAUCAAUUUCCAGAAAAUGACUUGUGAUUCCCAUCCCAUCCGACGUCUCUCUACUCCUUCAUCUGUCAGGAAGUCUGCCGAUUCUGUUUUCACCACCAAGUGGAUUUGGUAUUGGAGGAAUGAGUCUGGCAAAUGGAUUCAAUAUGGGGAAAAGAAAGACAAUCAGAAGAGUUUAAACAUCGACUCUUUCUACCUGGAGUCUUUAUAUCAGUCCUGUCCAAGGGGAGUUGUGCCAUUUCAGGCGGGUUCACAGAACUAUGAGCUGAGUUUCCCAGGGAUGAUUCAGACAAACAUAGUUUCCAAGACUCAAAAGGAUGUCAUCAGAAGGCCGACAUUUGUGUCUCUGCGGGAUGUGGAGCAGAUGAGAAGAGGGCCCAAGUGAGUGUUCUGAGGCACUGUGUGUUGCAGUUGUGUGACAUGGUCUUUCCCUG